CUCCUGCGUUCGCAGGCGGCGGCGGGCGGCCGGGCUUCUCGCUCCGGCAGCGGCGGCGGCGCACGAGGCGACAGCUGCGGCGGCUUCCGGAGUCCCGCUGCGAAGAUGCUCAAAGUCACGGUGCCCUCCUGCUCCGCCUCGUCCUGCUCAUCGGGCACCGCCAGUGCGGCCCCAGGGGCGGGGAGCCUCGUCCCGGAUUACUGGAUCGACGGCUCCAACAGAGAUGCUCUGAGCGAUUUCUUCGAGGUGGAGUCGGAGCUGGGACGGGGUGCUACAUCCAUUGUGUACAGAUGCAAACAGAAGGGGACCCAGAAGCCUUAUGCUCUCAAAGUGUUAAAGAAAACAGUGGACAAAAAAAUCGUAAGAACUGAAAUAGGAGUUCUUCUUCGCCUCUCACAUCCAAACAUUAUAAAACUUAAAGAGAUAUUUGAAACCCCUACAGAAAUCAGUCUGGUCCUAGAACUCGUCACAGGAGGAGAACUGUUUGAUAGGAUUGUGGAAAAGGGAUAUUACAGUGAGCGAGACGCUGCCGAUGCUGUUAAACAAAUCCUGGAGGCGGUCGCUUACCUACAUGAAAAUGGAAUUGUCCAUCGUGAUCUCAAACCAGAGAACCUUCUCUAUGCAACUCCAGCCCCAGAUGCACCACUCAAAAUCGCUGAUUUUGGACUCUCUAAAAUUGUGGAACAUCAAGUGCUCAUGAAGACAGUAUGUGGAACCCCAGGGUACUGCGCACCUGAAAUUCUUAGAGGCUGUGCCUAUGGACCUGAGGUGGACAUGUGGUCUGUAGGAAUAAUCACCUACAUCUUACUUUGUGGAUUUGAACCAUUCUAUGAUGAAAGAGGAGAUCAGUUCAUGUUCAGGAGAAUUCUGAACUGUGAAUAUUACUUUAUCUCCCCCUGGUGGGAUGAAGUAUCUCUAAAUGCCAAGGACUUGGUCAGAAAAUUAAUUGUUUUGGAUCCUAAGAAAAGGCUGACUACCUUUCAAGCUCUCCAGCACCCGUGGGUCACAGGUAAAGCAGCCAAUUUUGUACACAUGGAUACGGCUCAAAAGAAGCUCCAAGAGUUCAAUGCUCGGCGCAAGCUUAAGGCAGCGGUGAAGGCUGUGGUGGCCUCUUCCCGGCUGGGAAGUGCCAGCAGCAGCCACAGUGGCAUCCAGGAGAGCCACAAGGCUAGCCGAGACCCAUCUCCAAUCCAACAUGGUGACAAGGACAUCAAAGCUGUUCCAGAAGGAGAGAAAAUUCAAGGAGAUGGGGCCCAAGCAGCAGCGGAGGAGGCAGAGGCUGAGCUGAUGAAGGUGCAGACCUCUGAGGAAGUUAAAGAUGCAGAUAUAAACACUGAGGAGGGCCCCAAGAUGGUGCCCAAGGCAUGGGAGGAUGGGAUAAAGGUGGCCGGCCCGGAAGUAAAGGAGGGCCUUGUAGGGGAGAAGCAGAAGACUUUGGAAGAAGCAGCAGCCCCCAAAGAAGGGCAAGAAAAUCCUGCUGUGGGAUUUGGAAUUCCACAGCAAGAUGUGAUCCUGCCAGAGUACUAGGUCGGCUUCCUUCAGAUGUGGAAGCCAAACUCCAGCAUUUUAUGUACUUUGUCCUUCAGCAAGGAAGGUGUGAAAGCAUGAUAUGCACUAUAGUGAUUCUGUUUUUGAGGUGUAAAAAAAAUACAUAUAUACCAGUUGGUAAUCCUAACUUCAAUGCAUGUGACUGCUCUAUGAAAAUAAUAGUGUCUUCUAUGGCAUGUAAUGGAUACCUAAUCCCAAUGAGUUAAAUUUGAAAUUGCAAGUAAACACAACUUUACACUUAAAAACAUACAUUUUCAGCAACCAGUGGCACACAUUUGAAGUGAAUAGUAGCAAAUUAUUUUUGCUUUGAAAACCUAGCCAUCCUACAUCCUUUAGAUUUCUUCAUAAGGCAGUAAUUCCUUUGAACUGCUGCUCAGUAGUGCUAUACUAAGUAGUGCUAUAAGACAUGGUCCCACGACUUUCACAUUUUACUUUUUAUCAUUAAUGUGUUCAAAACUGUUUAUGAGAAGAUGAUUGUAGGUGAUAGUUGUACAGUAUGUGCAAAAAAAAAAAAUUCCACUUACAACAGUAAGAAAUUGAAGGACACUUUUAAGAGCCAUGAACCCAUAUGCCCCUAAA
Molecule: messenger RNA, 2127 nt
Organism: Propithecus coquereli (Coquerel's sifaka)
Lineage: Eukaryota; Metazoa; Chordata; Mammalia; Primates; Indriidae
Gene: CAMK4
Product: calcium/calmodulin-dependent protein kinase IV
Biological process (GO): protein phosphorylation
Molecular function (GO): ATP binding; calcium/calmodulin-dependent protein kinase activity; calmodulin binding
Source: RefSeq, a predicted model, not a curated record